Messenger RNA from Diospyros lotus (date-plum), 951 nucleotides. Its product is annotated as transcription factor MAMYB. NCBI's taxonomy places the organism in Eukaryota, Viridiplantae, Streptophyta, Magnoliopsida, Ericales, Ebenaceae. Gene Ontology annotation, biological process: 'de novo' cotranslational protein folding; regulation of translational fidelity. Bases 1 to 951 code for a protein of 316 amino acids. Gene Ontology annotation, molecular function: Hsp70 protein binding; ribosome binding. The record is from RefSeq and is a predicted model, not a curated record. Gene Ontology annotation, cellular component: cytosol. The transcript has a single exon.
AUGGAGUUCUUGGACGAAGAGGCUCGACCUAGACUUCUGUUCCAGUCUCGGCCGGUCCAGCCCUCUUCCGCCGCUUCGCCGGCUCUAGACCUACGGCGACCGUCGGUUCUCGUCUCGCUGUCGCUGUCGGCAUUGCUAUUUGGCCAUUCACUCUUCUUCCUCCAAUCCGAACCUCUCCAAUCGAUUCUCCUCUGGUUUGCGCUUUCCUUCCUUCUCGGCCCCUUCGCGCCCUCCUCCCUCACCGCCGGCGACAUUCGCGUUGGUCUUGGCCAAAUCCUCGAGCCGCCUCCCCCGGACGACGUGGUUGACCAGGACGAUCCGAAGAAGAAGCCGCCCAAUCGGCGAUUGAGGCCCCGCAAAAACGAGGAGCCAGGGUUUGUUGCCGUUCCGGCAGCUGCUGAACCGCGGGGGAAGGUAGAGAGCGGUGGAGAUUCGACUCAAUGUAAGGCGGAUUCAGUGAUUGGGGGAGAGGAGCGAGAGUGGAGCGAGGGGGAUGUGGAGGUGCUGAAGAAGUUGUUGGUGAAGCAUCCAGUAGGAAAGCCGAAGCGGUGGGAGGAGAUUUCGGCGGCGUUUCAGGGGCGGCACGGUGUGGAGAGUGUAAUUAAGAUGGCCAAGUCGAUGGGGGAGAAGAGAACUAGCGAUGCCGAUUCGUUUACUCAGUUUCUCAAGGAUCGGAAACCGGUUGAUAAGAGGAUCGAGGCAGAGAGUGAAGCGAUUAAUAAGGCGGUGGAGAGCGGUGAAGCGAAGAAGGAGAACUUGGGGCUUAGUUGGAGUGCUAGGGAUGAUGUCGCUUUGCUAAAUGCGUUGAAAGCUUUUCCGAAGGAUGUGGCAAUGAGGUGGGAGAAGAUUGCAGCUGCUGUUCCAGGGAAGUCGAAGGCCGCUUGUAUGAAGAGAGUUACUGAGUUGAAAAGAGACUUUCGCAACUCUAAGACUUCUGUUGAGGCUUCAUGA